Molecule: messenger RNA, 369 nt
Organism: Microthlaspi erraticum
Lineage: Eukaryota; Viridiplantae; Streptophyta; Magnoliopsida; Brassicales; Brassicaceae
Source: the annotation of a GenBank genome assembly
AUGCUAGACCUAGGUCUCCAUGUGUCUGCGCAUGACUGGAGACGUCCCAAGAAGCCAGGCAGCCUCCUGAACUCCUAUAAAUACGCUCCUCCAGCCCCAAGUCCAAACCAUUCCAUUCCCAAAGCUAGAGAGCACCUGAAAAGUUUGCAUUGUUGUGAGGUUGUGAUGGGUAAUCUUCUAGGGAGAGAAGUUAUGCCAUCAAUCUCUUGUGUUGUGAGGUUGUGUCGGGUAACCUUCGGGGAAGGCCCAUAUGUUGAGUAUGACUCCGAUGUGGAAAGAUCACGGACGGCUGAGCCGCCAGAUCUUUCGAGGUUCGUGUGGGUACUCUUCCGAGGCAAGGGAAGCUCUGCCGCAGAACCGGUGGUAUGA